Messenger RNA from Lolium rigidum, 940 nucleotides. RefSeq names its product chaperonin-like RbcX protein 2, chloroplastic. The record is from RefSeq and is a predicted model, not a curated record. Gene Ontology annotation, molecular function: protein folding chaperone. Bases 176 to 754 code for a protein of 192 amino acids. NCBI's taxonomy places the organism in Eukaryota, Viridiplantae, Streptophyta, Magnoliopsida, Poales, Poaceae. The transcript has 5 exons. Gene Ontology annotation, biological process: ribulose bisphosphate carboxylase complex assembly.
CACCACCUCUUCUUCUUCCUCCUCCUGCCACUUGGAAUUCUCGGUUGCUUAGGACUACUAUAUACUGCGCCCGCGGGCGCAGCCCGAGCUGAAGAAGCUUUAAUUUAGCUGAGCUCAAUCAAGAAAGCUUUCGCUAGCUCAUCGAUUCCAUUUCUGUUGCCUUGGCUUGGAGAUCAUGGCGGGAGUUCAGGUGAUGCCGGCGGUGGGCGCCGUGGACGUCGGGCUAGGGAGGAGGCGGGUUGCCGCUGCGUCUGGGUCAGGGGCGGGAAUUUUCGUCGGGGACAGCAGGAGGAGGUCUCGCCGGCCGGCGGCCUGCUCAGUCAGGCUCAGGCAGGGCCGGGGCAGGAGGGGCGGCCUCGCCAUCGUCUGCAACCUCGGGGGCACGUACGAGGACGACUUUAGCGAUGUCGACAAGCAACUGAUGAAUUACUUCACCUACAAAGCCGUCAGGACCGUGAUGACCCAGCUCUACGAGAUGAACCCGCCCAGCUACCGCUGGUUCUACAACUUUGUUGCAGUGAACAAGCCUACUGAGGGCAAGUUCUUCCUGCGCGCUCUUGUAAAGGAGAGGCAGGAGCUUGCGGAGCGAGUGAUGAUAACAAGGCUUCACCUGUACGGGAAAUGGAUCAAGAAAUGCGACCACGCGAAGAUGUACGAGAAGAUCUCGGACGAGAACCUGGAGCUGAUGCGGGAGCGGCUCAUGGAGACCGUCAUCUGGCCCACCGACGACACCAGCUCCGAGAAGAUCGGCUGAUCUCAUUCAUCCGUGCGGUUAUGCUAAAACAUAAUUAGCUCAUCAUCAAGCCUCGUAGUUAGGUAGAGAGAGCAUUGUGCACCAACAUGUCAGAUAUGUGUAUAUAUGUACGAUCUAGCGCAGAGCAGAGGAUUGUUCGGUCUUUCGGUGAAGAUACUACCAAAGUGUGUAUAAUGUGCUUGUUCA